Molecule: messenger RNA, 498 nt
Organism: Colletotrichum lupini
Lineage: Eukaryota; Fungi; Ascomycota; Sordariomycetes; Glomerellales; Glomerellaceae
Exons: 6
Coding region: 1-498 (165 amino acids)
Source: RefSeq, a predicted model, not a curated record
AUGCCCAUCUCAUCUCGCUUAAUUGGCGCUUGCGAUUCGCCAAAGCACCCGAUCAGACCCGCCACGGACGAAUUUGCGCUGUUCGCGGUGUGGUUACGUCAGCAUCUGCCAGUUGUCUUCCAUCCCUUCGUCCACCUUCUCAAUAAGUCAAGACCUCUCAUGAUGGCUUUGGAGUAUAUUGCACCUCCUUAUCUUGUAGACACUUCACUCAUAACUCGGACGCAUCAAGCUUUGAAGACGGCACCCUCAUCCCGGAAUGAUUACAACCCAGGGAACAAGAUACGCCCACCCGGCUUCGCAUAUGAAACCACGUCUGUCAUCCAGGGAGUGACUGUAGUCUUUGCGACUUUAUGCAAUUCCCAACGUCUUUCCGGUCUCUCCGUCGACGGAAUUCAUGAUUAUGGACAACUCCGGCUUGGCCGUAUGACCAGAACCAGUUGUAUAUGUGCCAAUAUUGAGACCGACGUUUUGAUUGUUUCAAGUGAGGCCGUCAAGUAA